Messenger RNA from Diabrotica virgifera virgifera (western corn rootworm), 1016 nucleotides. RefSeq lists its product as uncharacterized. The transcript has 5 exons. The record is from RefSeq and is a predicted model, not a curated record. Bases 124 to 885 code for a protein of 253 amino acids. NCBI's taxonomy places the organism in Eukaryota, Metazoa, Arthropoda, Insecta, Coleoptera, Chrysomelidae.
ACGCAUUAUAUAACGAGCCACAAGUGGUGGUGGAGAGGUGAAAACGCAAAAUCGCAAUAUACACUAUAAAUAUCAACAAACGAUUUUAAAUGGUAAUGAAAAGAGUUUAAAGAGUGGUUUACCAUGAAAUCGUUACUGCUAGUGAUUUGUUGUUGCGCCUUUUACAAUGUGGUCCAAGGAAGAAGCUUACAACAAUUACCUGAAUAUUUACAGAAAUACAGCUGCAAGGAAUCAGAACCAGAUUACGGAAAAUGUGUCUGGGAAGGGUUUCACAAUGUCUGGCCUUUCUUCAUGAAAGGAAUUCCAGAAUUAGGAGUUCUAGGUCUGGAUCCCUUCCGAAUGAAAAUGUUUGCUGUUAACAGUACUGUUGGUAAUUUGAUAAAAAUAGAUGCUGUCUGUGAAAAUGCUGAAGUUACUGGAUUGGCAAAUACAGUCAUUCAAGACUUAAAGGCUGAUCCUAUUAAACACUACGGUGAAAUAAGAUUGUUUAUUCCAUGGAUGUAUGCAAAUUUUGACUAUGAUGUUAAAGGACAACUUUUGGUUAUUCCUCUAGAAAGCAAAGGACAUUUUGAAGGAAACUUCACUGAAACGCAGGUGUUAGUAAAAGGUGAUUUAAAAACUUACCUCAAGGAUGGGGUAGAAUAUUUUAAAACAGGCAAGCUUUAUCUAAAAGCUCGAAUUGGUAAUGGAUGGGUGAAACUGACGUCCCUAGAAAAGGAAUUCCAAUAUGCAGCUGAUAUAAUUACCGAUUUCUACAAUGAAAAUCCCCGUCGAGUUAUGGACGCUAUUAACCCUAUAUUCAUCCAAUAUUCCAAAGCCUUUGCAAGGCAAGAAAUGGAUAAAAUUCUAUCAAAACUUCCUGCUGCAGCAUGGAUACCUAAAUAAUCAAUUCAAAGUUUUCCAAUUAUAUACCAUUACCUUUAGAAAGUUGGGAAAUGUAGAAUUGUUUUGUUAAAGUUCAAAUGUAAUAAAAAGGGUUUUUAUAAUUUUCGAAAUAAACAUAUACAAUAAAACCA